Molecule: messenger RNA, 1017 nt
Organism: Linnemannia hyalina
Lineage: Eukaryota; Fungi; Mortierellomycota; Mortierellomycetes; Mortierellales; Mortierellaceae
Source: the annotation of a GenBank genome assembly
AUGAGUCCAUAUACUCAAGCUGCAUUCUGGAAGUCGCUUUGGCAACGCGAUUUCUUCUCCCAUGACCAGGUCCCCGAUCUGACCGGCAAGGUCGCCAUCGUCACUGGUGCCAACUCUGGACUCGGGUACGCCACCACUGUCGCCCUUGCAGCCCACGGAGCCCGAGUCUUCCUUGCGUGCCGUAACAAACAACGCGCACAGGACGCGAUCGAAAGAGCCAAGGCCGAGAUCAAGACCAAGUUUCCUUAUGCCGCCGCGCCUCAACUCGACUUUUUGGAACUGGAUCAAGGCGACCUGACAAAGACCAAGCAAUCGGCCCAGGAGUUCCUGAAGCUGGGCCUGCCACUCCAUAUUCUUGUCAACAACUCUGGAAUCUAUGCCGGACCCCUGGGCUUGACUGCGGACGGGAUCGAGAAUGAGUUUGGUGUGAACCAUAUGGGCACCUUCGUGUUCACACUCGCAUUGCUCGACAGGAUCAAGGAAUCGCAACCCUCCCGCAUCGUCAUUCUUUCUUCCUACUUCCUCGAGAGGGCUGCCGGGAUCAACUACGACACGAUCUACAAGGAAGGCGAGACCGAAAAACCCCACCACCAAAACACAUGGAGCAGAUAUGCCCGUUCCAAACUCGCCAACGCCAUGUUCGCCAUCGCCUUGACCCGUCGUGUCAAAAACGAGCCCCGCCUGUUUGUCAAUUAUUGUCACCCGGGUUUAGUCUCGACCGAGGGUUCUCGACCUGCCGCUCGCAAGGAAGGGGAGAAAGUAGGAUGGUUCAGAAAAGUCAAGGAUGGCUUGACUGCGUGGGUAUUCAAAACGAUCUCGAUCCCUGUUGAGAAGGGAGUCCUGACUCAGCUCUACCUCGCGACGAGCCCCGAGAUUGAAAACAAGGGGAUCAAAGGAAAAUAUUUUUGGCCAGUUGCCCUUGAGCUCGAGCCAUCUUCAUACGCCAAGGAUGAGAAGGCACAGGAGGAGCUGUGGACAUACAGCGAGAAGCUGGCCAACGAGAAGAUCAGAGCGUGA